AUGGAGGUAAUCUGGGCUGAGUUGGCCUCAACAACUCAAGGACUUCGAGACUGUGAGAAUAAAGUACAAGAAGAAUUGGACAAACCUGAGCUAAACUAUGAGAAUUUAAAGGAUGUUCUCCAGGACACGGUGGAACAAUUUAUGAGAGCCGAUGUGGUCAUGGAAAGAGUUAGGGACGAGAUGCAAAGGACAAUCAACUCUUUGCGAAACAAUAAAAAGAUCUCGAUCCGUCGCCGCACAGCUCUUAAAGCGUUAUCGGAUGAGUUUGCCCGUCAUCUAAUCGAGAUGAGAAUUCAAUUCGGAAAAACUGGUGAUAUGGUGGAAAGAGUAAAGAAUCUAAUGCUACUCGAGAUGAGCCCACGAGCCGCUUUAGGGACAAUAUCAGAAGCGUUAGUUGAAGAUCGCUUUAAUGGAGGGUAUAUAGAAGUUGAACCGAAGAGAAUCGCUUUACAGAGAAGUGAGGCCGCUAUCAUUCAUUCGUCUCAAUGCAAAACAGAGAACUGCCGUCGGUUAAAAUCGUGCACAAAGAUCAAAAUAGAUCUACAACACUUAAAGACUUGUAAACGACGUCGUUGCAAAACGGGUUGUGAGGACUGUGAACCAUUGCGAAGAUUAAUUGAAUAUCACGCGAAAUUCUGUAAUCAGCGAGCAUGUCGGGUCCCAUUCUGCGCCCGUUUUCGCCCAAAACUUGGCAUCUCCAAGAGGAAAGUUAGAAAAAUAUUGCUC
Mesorhabditis belari is the source of this 726-nucleotide messenger RNA. Lineage: Eukaryota; Metazoa; Nematoda; Chromadorea; Rhabditida; Rhabditidae. The record is from the annotation of a GenBank genome assembly.